AUGGCGGAUGAUGAAACACCAUCUUCUUCGAUUUGUACCAUAAAAAUGGAUAUCAACUGCUGUCAAAAGUGCCCUUUAAAGCUAGAAAGGAAGCUCCUCAAAUCAACUGGUGUGGAAUCCGUUGCCAUAAACCCACACAAAGGGCUGGUAACAGUAAUAGGCGACAUUGACCCAAUUGUGCUCUUACAAAAAUUACAAGCAAUGGGCAAAGAAACCAAGCUCUGGUUCUUUCAAAAGGAACCUGACCGCGACGACUGUUCGAAGAGUGCUUCAAAGAUAGAACAUGACAGCAUUGAAUCUGAUAGUUACGAUGAAGAUGACAACAAACAGUUUGGUUGGCAUUCACAACAUAAGUGUGUAACAGAAACAAUGGAAAUGAAGGAAGCUACGUCUUCUGAUGUUCAUUCGUGUUCGUAUUCACAGAGCUUGCCGCCUAUGUCUUCUAAUGUCCAUGCAUAUCCGUAUUCUCGGAGCUUGCUGCCUGCUAAGUCUUCUAAUGUUCAUGCAUACUCGUAUUCUCGGAGUUUGCCUCGAUUUGGAUACCAAACUGGGUGGCCAUAUCAGCAAUCAGUUCCUGGCCAUACAUUCACACCUCACAGUUACCACUUACAACCACAUCCGCAGCCACCUACUUAUCAUUAUUUUCAGAAUCGAUCUCCCCCUCGAGAUAAUCCUAUGGUGCAUUAUACUGACUACAGAGACAAUUAUAGGUUCUAG
This is a messenger RNA of Cucumis melo (muskmelon), 717 nucleotides long. RefSeq lists its product as uncharacterized. Lineage: Eukaryota; Viridiplantae; Streptophyta; Magnoliopsida; Cucurbitales; Cucurbitaceae. The transcript is spliced from 3 exons. The record is from RefSeq and is a predicted model, not a curated record. Gene Ontology annotation, molecular function: metal ion binding. The coding region runs from base 1 to 717 and encodes 238 amino acids.